Messenger RNA from Morone saxatilis (striped sea-bass), 5524 nucleotides. RefSeq names its product rho guanine nucleotide exchange factor 28-like. The transcript is spliced from 30 exons. Gene Ontology annotation, biological process: regulation of Rho protein signal transduction. The record is from RefSeq and is a predicted model, not a curated record. NCBI's taxonomy places the organism in Eukaryota, Metazoa, Chordata, Actinopteri, Moronidae. Gene Ontology annotation, molecular function: guanyl-nucleotide exchange factor activity. Bases 169 to 4659 code for a protein of 1496 amino acids.
ACAUGCUUGCUCACUCCUGAAGUGUCAAGAGUGUCUACAGCGGGUCUCUGGAAAAAGGAGAGUGAGCGCUGCAGUCUGUUCAGCCUCUGGGAAAUGGAUGUAAACUGAGGCGCUGUAAACACUUUCAGCUGUUUGGAUACAUUUCUUUUCUUGAAGACCGACCAAAUCAUGGAUUCUGACUCUGAUUCUCCUUUCAACUAUUCCUGGCCCUCUUUUCCAAAGAUGAGGAUGCGCAGGAAGACGGGUAAAAAAGAGAAAAGCCAGUCCAUAAGGGAGAGUCAGGCCUCUUCACCAACUCUGGCUGCAGCUGCCAGACUGUCAGCGAUGAUACAUGGCAAAGACCGAGUGUACGCCAACACCAUGCUGGUGGACCAGGUGGAUGACGCUGACAUUAAAUACCGCUCUCCAGGGGAGGAGGAGGUAAGCCCCGUGGCCCACAUUGGCAGCCCAUGCUGGGAAUCCUUCUCCCUGACUCCCCCUGAUUCAAAGAACUGCUCGCAGAACUGGCACCCAUCCUCACCCCAUAAUGGCGAAAGAGGACUUCAGGGCCCCGGCCGGGAGAAUCACAGAGAGCGUGUUUCUCCCCCCUCUCCUUUUGCUUCCUCCCCGUCUUUUCCUUCCUCCCCGCUGGCUUCCCCGUUCCGAUUGUUCGAGGGAACACAGAGGCGUCAGGCGCAGCAGUGCCUGCCAGUUUCUCCUGCUUUAAAUCGUAGAGGAUGCAGCUUGACAGAGUCGAGUCGGGGCCUGAGUCCAAGUCUUGAGUGUGACAGUGGAGAAGAGGACAUACUGGGACAUUCGUACCCUUGCUCAUCUUUAAAGCAGCAGUCCUUCCUGCGAUCCAGCUCAGGAGAGGAGAGGGACUCUUUUGACACGUCGCCAGACUUCAACCGAACACACUCAGACAGCACGCACCAAUCCACCAAGAACCCAGAGGAAGCCGAGGUUCGUAUGCGCUCUUACUCCUACUCCUCCCCCAAGGCAAAGCCGUCACGGCCGCUGCUAAACCGAGACGCAGCCAUCACUGACCUGGCAGAAGAGCAGAGAGCCUUCAGCCUGUCAGAGACUCCCAGAGAAAAGAGGGUUUUGGGUUUCUGUAAGCGGGCCCAGUCAGCAGAAGAGGAGAGCAGCGCAUCACUCCAACAUCUCACCCUCACAGAGUUCCUCAAAGAGAUCGAGGAUGAGGAGUGGGACAAAUACAUAAUCCCGUCUAAGGUUGAGUCAGAGAAGUACAAAGUCAGCCGGACCUUCAGCUUCCUCAAGAACAGGAUGUCCAGCACUCGCAACAAGACCAAGGUGAAGGGGAAAGAGGUGAAGGAGGGAAAGGAGAAGUCCGGAGCCGCUAAUGGGCACCAGUUUGUUCCUGUGUCUCCAUCUGGUCCCGCUCUCUGUGUGGCCUGUGAUAAGACUGUUUCUGGGAAGGAGCUGUUGCAGUGCUCCAACUGUUUCCUGAAUGUCCAUAAAAACUGCAGAGAGUCUGUCGCAGCCUGUGGAAAGAAGCCGCAGGAGAGGAAUGCAGUGCUGAUGAAAAGCAAGACCCUGUCUCUCCCACAGAACUCUGUGAAAGACAACUCUCCAGCCUCCAUUUUCUCCUCCUCCUCUUCACUUCCGACGAUGACCAGAGAGAAGAGAGAAACAGUCGCCCCUCUCUCCAAAAGCCUCUCUAUCUCUAUAGACAGCAGACGGCUGAGUGAUGCAGCAGGGGCGGACAGUGAGUGCAGUGUGACAGCUUGCACCAACAGCUCAUUGUCUGAUGAGGGAACACCUGUCACAGAGACUCCUCCGUCAACCGAGCCGCCGAUCACCACACAGGAUGCUGUUGAUGCUUCUCUACUGAGCGACCUGUCAGCUGACCUGCUGGGACUUGAGGUGGAGUCAUGGAGUCUGGCAGUUAGUCCGGAGUUUUGCAGGCAACACGACAAGCGCACAAUUAAACGUCAGGAUGUUAUUUAUGAGCUGAUGCAGACAGAGCUGCACCACAUCCAAACCCUGACGGUCAUGUCGGAGGUGUUCAGGAGAGGCAUGCUGGAGGAGCUGCAGCUGGACUGGGACUGUGUGGCCCGGAUCUUCCCCUGUUUGGACUCCCUGCUGCUCUUUCACAGAAACCUCUUUGGGGCGCUGCAGGAAUGCCGGCAGGCCGCAACCCAACCUGAGAACCCCCGAAAUUACUUCAUCCGUCAGAUUGGAGAUGUACUGCUUCAGCAGUUCUCAGAUGAAAAUGCUGAGAAGAUGAAGCAGGUGUACGGAGAGUUCUGCAGCCAUCACACAGAGGCCGUCAAUGUCUUCAAAGAGCUACAGCAACAAAACAAAAAACUCCAAAACUUUGUCAAACAACAGAGCAAUAACUCUCUGGUCAGACGGAGAGAGGUACCAGAAUUCAUCCUGCUGGUCACUCAGCGGAUCACCAAGUACCCAGUGCUAUUGGAGAGGAUAUUACUGUACACUCAGGAAGGAAGUCAGGAACACUCUGCACUAUCAAGUGCCCUGGCACAGAUCCGUGACAUCAUUGCUGCAGUGGACCUUACUGUGAAUAAGUAUGAGAAGUGUCAGGAGCUGCAGGAAGUGCUGGCACGGCUGGAGAACAAGAGUUUUGCCAAGCUAAAGAACGGCAAGGUGUUUCGCAAACAGGACCUGCAUAGCAAACACAGGGAUCUGCAGCAUAAAGGGCUGGUCUACUGGAAGACUGCCACUGGACGUCUAAAAGAUACGCUGGCUCUCCUGCUCACAGACGUCCUGGUUUUCCUACAAGAGAAAGAUCAACGCUUUAUAUUUGCUGCUGUGGACCAGAAGCCUCCUGUGAUCCCUCUGCAGAAACUCAUUGUUAGAGAAGUAGCCAACGAGGAGAGAGGGAUGUUCCUUAUCUCGGCCUCCUCAGUGGGACCAGAGAUGUAUGAAGUUCACACAACCACCAGAGACGAGAGGAAUGCAUGGAUGAGACACAUACGACAAGCUGUAGAAAGUUGUCCUGAGGAAGAGGAGGAGGAGGAGCGAAAUGCUGAGACAGAGGAGGCCAGGCGAGCAGCAGAAGUGAGAGUUCAGAAGAUCACCAAGUUCCAAGAGACACUGUUGGGUCAGGAUCAGCAAAUCUGCAACAGCCUGGAGGACAAGCUGCAGCUUUACGCCGAGCUUACAGAGUUAACCCUCCGCUCACCAGACUCUGUAUCACAUCGCCAUCUGCUGGUACAACCAGACACUGACAAUGAGACACCAAGACAGGCUUCCUCACUGCUCACUGCUGCACUCAGAGAAGCAGAGAACCUGAUCGCACUUCUGCAGGCUCGUGAUGGCCUUUCUACACAAAGUCAGAGCUCUCCUGUCCGAGGACCAGAGGGCUGCAGCUACAACAGUCACGGCAGCAGCAUCCAGGAGUCUCCCUCUGAACCAGAUUAUCUGAGCACGCUCAGUAUGAGCUCCACUUCUCUUGGAUCAGACAGCGAGCUAACAGGGCUGGAUAGCUUGUUGUGGAGUUCUGCUAUUGAGCUGAGAAGAGGAGACAACAAAGGGACACUGUUAAAGGUGGCAGAGAGCGUCCAGAGUCUGACUCAGCUUCUCUAUAGUCUGCAGGCUGCCGUAACCCUCCAAGACAGCUGCCAUGAAGUCCAGAAACUCCUUCUCCAGGAGGGAGAAAGACCUCAGCUCCGAACACUCACUUCCCUCCAGAGCAGUCAGGAGCAGGAGAAGCAGAGGAGUAUGGAUAAGAAGAAAGAGGAAGUAGAAAAGAAGGGCUUAGAGAGGAAGAAAGAAGAGGUGGAUGAGGUGCAGAAACUCCAUAUGAAGCUGAAACAGGAGCAACAGCGCUGGGACAAAGAGUGUCUGGCCAGAGAGAAACAACAGAGUGAGCAGGAGAGUGUGCUGGAGCAGCGAGAGCAGCAGUGCCUCCUGGAGGCCGAGCGUCUGCGCUGCGAGCGCGAGGAGCUGGAGGCCCAGCUGCUGGAGUUUCAGCAAAAUCUAGACCGACUGAGAGAGGGCCAGAGGAGUGUGGAGAGGGAGAAGGAGAAGAUUGAAGCCCAGCAGAGGCUACUGCAGAGCUGGAGACACAACCGCCAGAGCAGCCUACCUGUAACGAUACCAUUGGAUGGAUACAAGGUGUCCAGCCACAGCCACAGCCGCUCAGGUAGCCUGGAUGGUAACUGCUCAGUAUACGAGAACGAAGCAGCUUUACUAGCCUCCCUCCAGCAGAACCACCUCCAACAGCCCGCCAACAACAACCAGCACCAGCGUCUGCUGUCUGCUCCGAGGAAGAACCAUGAUGGCCCUUUGCACAGCUCUGACUACACCGCCAACCUUGGCCUCAGUGCUAGUCUCUACAACAGCCUCAACACCCUGCUGAGCCAGGCACACAACAAACAGACUCCAGACGGUCUGACGUACCCGAAUUACACUAACAACCACGGCUGCCUCCGGCCUCUGGACGACUCCCUCCACCCCUUCAGCAGCAGGGUCACUGCACAGCCACUAAGGACCAACAACACAGACUUUACCCCGCCGUUGGACAGGCGAUCCCUGGGUCCCUGGAGGUCAGAGGUCACAGGUCACGGACUUUAUGAGGACGACUACUCCUCUUCUCCCUCUCUUACUCCCCUCCUCCCACCGCAGGCAUACCUCUCACUUGAAGGACAGAAGGGGGAGGAGGCAGGCGAGGAAAACAUUGUUUAUCUCUGAGAAUGAUGAGAGAGAAAUGAGCAAUGCAAGCUGUCUAACAUAUAACUGGAUCGACAAUAAUAUAUAUCUGUUGAUGUGUUUGUGUAUGUAUUUAAGGUCAUUUUUAAAAAACCUGAAUAUUCAAAUAAGGGAAUAGCUGCAGGGAGGAAGUAUACACAGAUACAGUAUUUGUGCCUUUAUCAGUGUAUGUGCUAACCAUUAAUCAUUCUCCUCCUGUGUGAUGAAACCAUUGUGCCUUUUAGCCAACAAAUUCUUUGUAAAUCAGCUUUUAUACUCCCCAUGUUUUUACUUCUACUAUGAUUGUUUUUAGUACCCGUUGCACUUGUUUGAUGGCAGAGUUACCUUUGCGCCCCAAACUCUGAGACCUAAAGUAGCAGGAAAUCAGGACAGAAGUUUUUCUUUUAUUUUCCCAUGAGCACUUACAAGAAAAUGGAAAUAUUGGAGAUGCCAGUUAAACCCUUCCCUAAGUGCUAUAAUUUCUCCAUGUAAUCUUAAAUAAUAUUUAUAAGGGAUUGUGAGUAUCUAAAAGACUUAGAAAUAUACUGAUAUUAUUGUAUAAAUAUUAAAUAUAUGUAUAGUUUUAUGGAAAGGCUACCUAUGCACACUAUGUUGGAAGAGGAACUUAUAUUCCUAUUAUUAUGUUUCUCACUUAAGUGCCAAAAAUCUUGCUAUCUGAUACUGUAAGUGAUUUAUGUAAAGAAUGGUUGUAUGUUUUCUGUUCACCUCCUUUUUCGGAUAAUUUAUUGUGUAUAAAUUGCUUUGUGCUGUAAACAUGAAUAAUAUUUUGUUUGAUAUGUGUUCUUAUGUAAUCUCUGUAAUCAACUGUGAUGUGCCAUAUUAAUAUUGUGCUGUAUAUAAAAUUAUU